This is a messenger RNA of Drosophila busckii, 1566 nucleotides long. RefSeq names its product retinol-binding protein pinta. Gene Ontology annotation, cellular component: membrane. The record is from RefSeq and is a predicted model, not a curated record. The transcript is spliced from 3 exons. Gene Ontology annotation, molecular function: phosphatidylinositol bisphosphate binding. NCBI's taxonomy places the organism in Eukaryota, Metazoa, Arthropoda, Insecta, Diptera, Drosophilidae. The coding region runs from base 92 to 1024 and encodes 310 amino acids.
AGCCACUUUAGAAACAUUUUGGACAACAUCACCUUUCGAAAUUUUUGUAUUAAAAUUUCGAAAUUCCAAAUUUUGCAGUUAAUUCCACAACAUGGCUAAUAUCAGAGAGCUGGCGCCAGAGCUGAAGGAGGUGGCGCGCACGCAGCUAAAUGAGAUCGAUGAGAACAUGGCGGCGCUGAUUGAACAAAUGCGCAACUGGAUCAAUGAGCAAGACUAUCUGACCGCACGCACCGAUGAUCAGUUCUUGGUUGCAUUCCUGCGCUUCUGUCACUGGGACGUGGAGGAGGCACAGAAGCGCAUAUUGUUCUAUUACACAUACAAGACCAAGGAGCACGAGCUGUUCAAGUCGCGCAGCAUAGACGAAAAGCUCUACGAGUUGGCCAGAACGGGAAUUUUCGCAACAUUACCAAAUCCCAUAGGUCCCGGUGGCCCGCGUAUACACUACACACGCAUGGGACACAUUGAGACUUCCAAGCACAGCGUCAGCGACAUCUUUCGCUUUCAUGCAUUCCGUUCCGAAAUUGAGAUCAACACAGACGACAAUUGGAACAUUGCUGGCGUCAUUGAAAUCAUCGAUUUCACAAAAAUCCCCUAUUCACUUAUGCUGCAGUUCGAUGCGGGCAUGUUCAAGCGCAUGAAUGCCUUCCUCGAGCAUGGCAUACCCACGAAUUUAGUGGCCACGCACAUUGUGCACGCCUCGCGAGAAACUCAAUUUGUGCUUGGCCUGGUGCGGAAUGUAAUGAAGCAGAAGGAACUGCUGCACAUACAUUCCAAUGUGGACUCGCUGGCGCGUGCACUGGGUAAGGAAUAUCUGCCAACAGAGCUGGGCGGCAACAACAGUUCGCUCAACGAUGCCCCAGCACGCUAUGAGGAGCAGCUGAAGAGCUUCGAGACUUACUUCAAGGAGGACGAACGCUACAGAGUCGACGAGAACUUGCGUGAGGCCUGUGAGAAGCAGGCGCGCACCACCAUCGUGUCUCCUGUCACCACGGAAGGUUCGUUUCGCAAACUGAACUUUGAUUGAGGUCGCGGCUCAAGCGCAGAUGCAGAUGCAGAUACAGAUGCAGUCCCUGUUGCAGAUAACUAGUUGUAUAUCCAGAUUGCACAUACAACAAACAAACAAACAAACACCUCCUCCUCUCUCUAUACAUAUAUAUUUAUAUAUACAUUCUACUUAAUUGUAUGUAGUGCAGAGCUAAAGUGAAACAUUGGUCAUAGCAGAACCUGAUAUUUUAUAAAAAUUCAUAGAAAGCAACAUCGAACAUAAAUUUGAACAAGAUUAUAAUGCAAAAAGAAAAAAGUAAAUGUAAUUUUAAUGCAAAGUGCACACACACUAAAGAAGAAACUUAAACGGCCAUCAAAUGGCAACAAACCUCAUGAAAGUCGAUUAUAAUUUAUUGUUCUUAUCUAACUGCAUACAUACAUACAAACAUGACAAGCAUGUGUACAUGUUACCCCCCUGCUCAUUUCGGAAAGGUCUUCUAUAUUUUGUACUAUGCUAAGUUGUUGUUGGCUUUUAAGUUAAGCAUCGAUACGCACAUACAAAUACAUGCAUAUAAAUACAUA